This is a messenger RNA of Pomacea canaliculata, 4425 nucleotides long. Its product is annotated as BRCA1-associated protein-like. Gene Ontology annotation, molecular function: zinc ion binding; ubiquitin protein ligase activity. Lineage: Eukaryota; Metazoa; Mollusca; Gastropoda; Architaenioglossa; Ampullariidae. Gene Ontology annotation, cellular component: cytoplasm. The coding region runs from base 159 to 2018 and encodes 619 amino acids. The record is from RefSeq and is a predicted model, not a curated record. The transcript has 15 exons. Gene Ontology annotation, biological process: protein ubiquitination; Ras protein signal transduction.
GCAGAUUAGCAUUUUCGUAAAUCGCAGGUACGUCUGGGCAGAUGGAAACAUCAACAAGCUAAACCCAAGAAGGCUGAGGAAUAGACUCAUUAUGAAAAUGUGCCCUUCCAGUCGAAGUAAUUAGCUGCAGGAUUCUUGUGUUUCUUUUUGCCGCACAAAUGUUGAUAUCCUUAGUGGUUAUUCGGCUAGAAAUCGCCGAUGACUGCAUUCCUCCAGCGAAUUUUCAGACGUACUGUGCGCCAAAUUUUGAGAAAGAGACAUCUAGAGAAACAAAAUCAUCCUACGUAUCAGUAACAAGACACCCAUCUACAAGCAAAGAAGGCACACCCCCCAAGCCUCAUUUGACAAAAGAAAAUCUUUCUAAGUGCCGUGGCUUAAGGGAACUUCUUGAUAUUUCCAUUGAAGUGCUUAACUUUAAAGACAUCAAAAAAAUGGAAAAUGAAGAAAAGGAACAGGGCUUAUUAAAAAGAGUGCCAGAAGAAAGCAAAAUAUCUGAAGAUGGUUUUCAGCAAAGCAAAGCAAAAUCUGAGCUAUCCACAAAAGAACUUGCAGCUAGCUCAGAUGCCCAUACAUUUCGACCAAUUAGAAAAAGUGAAUCAGAUGGACAUGACACUGAGGGACCAGGGCCAGCACCAGCACCAGAGAAUGCAUGGACUCGUCCCCGGAGUCACAGUCCUACAGGAAAGUCAUUAUCUACGGUGCACUUUGUUAGUGGCAAUCCAUGUGUUGAGUUAGUGAAAGGAGUACUGCAUAUCUACAAGGACAGAUGCAUCCCUGCUGCAUAUACCAUCCAUGAUCUUAUCAAGUUCACAGCUCCUCUCAAUGACUCAAUGGAGCAUAUGCAAGUGUUGAGGGGUGCCGUGCGUAAUCAGUACAUGCUUCUGAUCAGAUUUAAAGAUCAGAAAUCAGCUGACGAGUUUUACUCUUAUUUUAACAAUCGCCCAUUCAACUCCAUUGAGCCUGAUGUGUGUCAUCUGGUAUAUGUUGCUAAAGUGGAAAUCACCAAAGAAUCUGAGGGUGGCAGCCUUCCAAUACCUGGCCUUACAGAAUUACCCCACUGCCCUGUUUGCCUAGAACGAAUGGAAGAGUCAGUUGAUGGCAUUUUGACAAUUCUCUGCAAUCACUCUUUCCACAUGUCAUGUCUAGCUCAGUGGGGGGACACAAGUUGUCCUGUAUGUCGAUAUUGUCAGACGCCAGAAGAGGUUCCAGACCAGAGGUGUAUGCAAUGUGGUUCUCAAGAAAGCCUAUGGAUUUGCCUAAUUUGUGGAAGUGUAGGAUGUGGUCGCUACGUAGGACUUCAUGCUUAUAAACAUUUCCAGGAGACCAACCACACGUAUGCUAUGCAGCUGGGGUCUAACAGAGUAUGGGACUAUGCUGGAGACAAUUAUGUGCACCGUCUGGUCCAGAAUAAAUCAGAUGGCAAAUUGGUUCAGGUGGAUGAGGGAGGAAAUGUGUUCCAUGAAGAGAAGUUGAACUCUAUUACUUUAGAGUACACCUAUCUUCUUACAACACAGCUUGAGUCUCAAAGACAAUAUUUUGAAGAAAAAAUUCUUGAGGCAACCAAAGAUGCUAAUCUAAGGGUGACAGAACUGCAGGCACAGCUGGAGUCAGUGUGUGAUGAUAAAGAACAAAUGGCUUUAAAGUUGAAAGAAGCAAUGAAGGAAAAACAGUCUUUGGACAAGAAAUGCAGCAACCUUCACAAUCGACUUACCAAAGUGCUAACAGAACUUCAAGAAGAACGUGACAUGAAUAAAUGUCUUUUGGAGAACCAGCAGCUGUGGCAAAAACGUGUCACUAACCUUGAGAGCCAUGUCAAAGAUCUGUCUGCAUCUAAAGAGAAGGAAAUAGCAGAUCUUAGGGAGCAGCUGAGGGAUGUGAUGUUUUUCCUAGAAGCUCAAGAAAAGUUGGCUAACACUACAGAUGUAUCACAGGAGGAGAUUCAAGAAGGACAGGUGAUUGUUGGAGCUACAGCCAGUCCAUCUGCAGUUGGGAGGAAAGGCCAUAAAAAAAGGAGAUAGCCUUUGCUUUUGGUUUUAGACAUGAUGAAUACUAUGGUUAUCUUUCCUUGCCUAUAUAUAUAUGUUUCUAACAUGUCUGAGACUCAUUUUAUUUUCACUGUUUAGAAAAUCUAAGGUAAUCAUUGUGCAAAGACAUGUCUGGUUUUCAUUUGCCUCGCCAUUACAUGAGGCAGGCAGAUAAAUCUGAAAGGUCAGAUGUAGUAAUUUCCUGUAAAAUCUUUUGAUGCAUGUCAAAAGGAGAAGAUUGAGAAUGCUUUUAGUCUUUGAGACCUAAUAGUAAACUUAUUGAAGUCUUAGAACUAUGACAAAAUAAUGACCUCUUUCUAUGUUAUCUGUGUUAGCAUGUAUAUGCACAUUGGGCAGAUAUGUAUGUGCACCAAUGCUUAUGAGAAAGAGAAAGUAGGUGUACUUAUUUUCAUUUAUUUGUCCAGAAAAAAUGACAGGCUCAGUAGUUGUAUACUGGGUAAUUGUUUUUGACUACCAAGAAAGUUGUGAUCAGAUUAUCUUUUGUUCAUAGUCUUUCACUUGAAUAUUUUCCUGUUUCCCUCCAUCCUGCUAGUCUAUUGAACUGCCUCUAUUGCAGUGUAUAUUUUCUAAUAAAGGAUCAUUUUGCUUUUGGGAAAAAUGUUGUAUAUUCUUGUUGGAAAAGCAUGAAUGUUGUUCUCCAGGACCUGUUGAGCUUGACACUCUGACCUCUUUAAGAAAAGUUGUGUAUCAAACAUUGUUUUUUAAAACACUGAUGCACAUGUAUCUUCUAGCAUAGUCUGACUUAGCUGAAUUCAGCAAAGUUUAAGAUAAAUGUAGCGUCAAUUUUGCAUUUAUGUUUAAUUAGUGUUUUGAUUUUUAAAGGACUUGAAGUGAGAUGUGUGCAUGUGCACUACCUACUGCCAGGUUGGUUUACUUACGUCUGUUACUUCAUGUAUUAUCCGCUGGUAAAUUAAGUUGAUAUGAUGAGCCUGGUCCAGCCUCACCUUGUCCUGUGCAUCAAAAGGUUAAAAUUGAGAUUACAAAUAUCAGCUGUUUUUCAAGCCAUAUUUUUCUGAUGGUAGAAGUAAGCCAGCAAAAUAUGUAACAAGCCAGUUUUGUUUAGAAAUGUUAUUUUAAUAGAAAGCUAAACAUUUCCACAUACUUCUGUGUUUAAUUACAUUAUUAAAAGUACCCAAAAUUAUGUGGUUUUUUGAGACAAGCCAGCUUUUGCAGUUUGACUCAACACUUCUAAUAUUAAGGGAUAAGGAAAUACUGAGUGUUUGAUACAAGUUUGCUAUUACUAUGUGGAUCAUGCCUUGAAUGUAUCAGCUAUUUUGUUAAACGACCACAAUAAUUUGGAUGGACUUAAGUGUUUUGUUUUUGACUGGUCAUCCUGUUGUGCAUGUCUUAACAAUGCAGAUUGUCAUUUCAUAAAUGGCUGUUUAUUUUGAACUGAUGAUUGUGAAGUUAAAGGUAAUAUUUUGUCAAGCAAUAGAAAAACACUUUUUGCUACACUUAGACAGGUCUCAUGUUUUGCCAUUUUCAACAGAUUCUUGUCAUCAUCUCAUCUUUUUAAGCAACACUAUAACAUUCUUUGUCUCAGGAGAAAAGCUACUAUCACAUGUUCAACUCUUUUGUAAGUCUGUUAUGUUUCAAAUUUUCUUUAUUGAAUGACUUUUUAAGAUAAUUUCUGAUGAACACCUCUGUGUUUAUGAUUAUGUUGCAUAUGUUUCUCUAAAGUAUAAACCAUUCCUGUGAAAAUGCCCUGCAGUUUUGUGUGCAAUUGUUAUGUCAAGAUUGUGUAUUAAAAUAUAAUUUAUGUGUGAUGAUAAAUGAGGUAUGUUGACUGCAGAAAUCACUGGCUUCACUUGCUUAAUGAUAUAUUCUGUUAUAUCUGGGUUUUCUUUAAAACUUUUGCUGAAGUUUAUUACUGCCUGUAAGGGAAAUACUAUUCUUGAUGUCUCUGGUCUUUUUGAUGAUCAACGUUUUAUCUUAAUAUCUCUUGUAUAUAAACAUAAAAAUGUUGAUGAUUGUCAGAAACCUUAAUUUUGAUCAUAAUGUUAUAAAUACCAUAAAUAUAAAUACAAGAAAUUUUGUGCAUAAAAAGAUUUGUUUAAAGAUUUGAGGACUGCUAAAGACAGAGCAAAAACUUUUUUUUCUGUAUGUGGCAGCAGAAAAAUAGGAAUUAAAAAAUAGCCCUCUCAAUUAUAUACAUGAUUACAUAAAUGCUAAGAGAUGUUCAGUUCGCAAGGUUUUAUUCUUAUAAUGUACUGUAAGUUGUUUUUACUUGACCUGUAUAAUUUCGUUUAUUUGGCUUUGGAAAGAUUCAACCCUGCCAGUAAAAGGAUUGCUUUACCAGAAUAUUAAAGUUUUGUUAUUUAUUUACAAAUUCUAGCCAUUGUAAACGACUAUGGAAAAGGCAUAAAUGGUUUAUUAACAA